Sarcophilus harrisii (Tasmanian devil) is the source of this 8266-nucleotide messenger RNA. RefSeq names its product FERM and PDZ domain containing 2 (gene FRMPD2). Gene Ontology annotation, cellular component: cytoskeleton. Gene Ontology annotation, biological process: protein dephosphorylation. The coding region runs from base 1 to 6408 and encodes 2135 amino acids. Gene Ontology annotation, molecular function: protein tyrosine phosphatase activity; protein binding. Lineage: Eukaryota; Metazoa; Chordata; Mammalia; Dasyuromorphia; Dasyuridae. The record is from RefSeq and is a predicted model, not a curated record. The transcript has 45 exons.
AUGACCCGGGUGGCCCGGAGCCCAGAGGCCGCGAGAGAAAAGGCGGGUCUGAAUAGGAGGCGGGGCAAAAAUGGAAAAAAUGAGAAUUUUAUCUUUCUUUUCUUCAUAGAUAUGAGCCAGUCAUCGGUGACUCUUGCCAGCACCUUACAGGUGAAAGGAAAUGCUUUAUCUGAGGAAGAAAUUUGGUCUCUCUUGUUUCUGGCCACUGAACGCAUUCUUGAGGAUCUUAAUAAGGGUUCCUCUAAUUAUGUAAUUUGUCCCUGGUCAACUCUACUGCACACUGCAGGAAGCCUGUCCUUCCAGGAUAAUGUUUCCUUUAUAGAAGCCGCCCCCUUCAAGGCCCCAGAAAUGCUUCAAGGACAGAGUCCAAAUCCACAACUUGAAACAUCGAAGGUGCAUGUUUAUUCCUUAGGAACGACUCUGUACUGGUCAGCAGAAUUUCGUGCUCCUCCAAACCAGCCUCUUCAACUGAGUGAGCCAUUGCUUUCCAUUUUGGUAAUGAUGUGUGAAGAUCUGCCUCAGAAACGUGUUUCCCUUCCAUUCAUCUUGGAGGCUUGCCGUGUCCAUCAGAAAGAUGUGGUUGCAUCUUCAACACAUUUCCACAUAAAGAAAUUGGUCAACCUUGUUGUGGGAAGCAUUUCGGAGAUGGAGCAGAUUGUUGUUGAAGAAAGCAAAUUUGUGCAAGAGAAUAGAAGUUUCAUGAUAAGGAGGAGACUAUAUCAAAAACAAAAUGAACUCUCAUGGCUGUCCACUCAGAAGACCCUGGAGCCAGACAGAGAUCCACGAUUGAGUGCAUGGGAAUUCCAGCUGAAUGCUUCAGCACCCAGCAACUCCAAAUUCUUUCACUCUGGAUCGACUAGUAUGAUUAUAGAUGAAGUUCCCCCAGGAUUUCAACAAGAUGGCAGACUCAGCUUAGGAUCUACCUUCUCUGUGGCACCUAAGAGAUCCUCCUCAGUGGUCUCUUCCCAGAGAUAUUUUUUACCAAAGAAUGAAAGGUUCUCAAGACCAGAAUUUAUCCAGUUGUCUGGAGAGGCACCAGUGACAUUACAUCUACCUGGCUCCAUUGUGACAAAAAAAGGGAAAUCAUAUUUGUCUCAAAGAGAACUCUAUGUGGUUCUGCUGAAUGGGCAAUGUAUAGAAGUUAAAUGUGAUAUCAAGUCCAAAGCCCGAGAUGUAUUUAAUUUAGUUAAGACCUAUGCUAACCUAGUUGAACACUUCUACUUUGGCUUAGCUUCCCAGAAAGGUAAAGAGUUCUUUUUCUUGAAUGAUGAAACCAAGUUAUAUGAAGUAGCACCAGAAGGCUGGAAUGACAGAUCCAAGAAGAAAACCACCAUUGUUAACUUCACCCUCUUUUUGAGAAUAAAAUUCUUUGUCAACCACUUUCAUCUUAUUCAGCACAGUCUUACAAGACAUCAAUUUUAUCUCCAGCUCCGGAAAGACAUUCUGGAGGAACGUAUAUACUGCAAUGAUGAGAUGUUGUUACAGCUUGGUGCAUUAGCUUUACAAGUGGAAUUUGGGAACUAUAGACAUGAGGUACAGGGAGAACAUUAUUUUUUGGCUGAAGACUAUAUACCAGCAAGUGUGAUUGAGAGAAUGACAGCGUCCUGUGUGGAAUUGGAGAUCUCAAAAAUGCACCGUUGCCAUGGUCCCUUAUCUGGAGAAGAAGUUGAACUGGAAUUCUUAAAGCUGACCCAGAAGCUCCCAGAAUAUGGUGUGUUCUUCUAUCAAGUCUUCCAAGAGAAGAAAAUGCCAGAGGCAGAGAUGACCUUGGGGAUUUGUGCCAAAGGCAUAAUUGUAUAUGAAGUAAAAAACAAUAGUAGAAUUGCAAGUUUACGUUUCCAGUGGCGAGAAAUGGGAAAAAUUUCCACUCAGAGAAAGAAAUUCACCAUUGAAAGCAGCAUCAGUGGUAAGAAACACACUUUCAUUACUGACACUGGCAAGAAGUGUAAAUAUUUGCUGGAUCUCUGCUCUGACCAGCACCGAUUUAAUGCACAGAUGAGCUCUGGGCAGCUUUCCCAAGUUUUAUCAGAAGAUAAUCAGCUCAUGCAAAUGUUCAAAUCAGAUUCUGCAAAUGUGCCCCAACAAGAGUGUCUCCCUCUGAUUCAGAGACUGUCCUGUUCAGAAAAUAUGUUCCUUGGAUCUAACCUAGAAAAAACAUCUGGAAGGCUGUUGGGCAAAUCAUGUGAUAGCUUCAAUGUAGAAAAUGGUCAUAGGACUGGAGAUGAAAGCAACCAAGACAGCCUUUCCUUUGGAUCGUCACAGUCAGAGACAUGUUCUUAUAUAACUGAAAACCAAAGAAUGUGCCUGCCAGCUCAGCUGGCACAAAAUAUUCUCUUUGGGUCACAAAAUCCUCAAAGAGAAAAUUUUCUAACUGGACUAGAACGAGAAAUUAUUUGUGUGACUCUAAAAAGAGAUCCACAGCAUGGUUUUGGGUUUAUCAUCAUUGGCAGCGAAGAUGUGGGCAAAUUGGAUCUUGGAAUCUUUAUUGCUUCCAUUAUACCUGGGGGACCUGCUGAGAGAGCGAAAAAGAUCAAGCCAGGGGGGAGAAUAAUCUCCUUGAAUAACAUCAGUUUGGAGGGUGUCACAUUUAAUAUGGCUGUUAAAAUCAUUCAGAAUUCUCCCGACCAGGUGGACCUGAUUGUUUCUCAACCCAAAGAUGUGUCUCAGACAGUUCCCACAGAGGGAAUGAACCAUCAGAAAAAAUGUGAUCCUGCCAGGUCUGAGGUCUCUCCAGCAGCCAGUGGGAGAAACAGCCUUCAGAGGAGCUGUUCAUCAAACAGCAAAGAGCAAAACAUAAAUAUUGAUGAGCUAGAGGCAACGCUUUCUCGGAGCUUAGUGCCCGACCUGGGCCAACCUCAGGUUCCAACUCCAUCAGCUGGCAGACUCCACUCAGAGAAUGUUGACUCUGCCUACUCUUCACCACCUGCAAAAAUCACCGCUGGAGAAACCUACUGGGUGGAAUUGGUUAAGGAAAACGGGACCUUCGGAAUCAGUGUGACUGGUGGUAUUAACACUACUGUGCCCUAUGGAGGUAUAUAUGUAAAAUCCAUUAUUCCUGGAGGACCCGCUGCUAAAGAAGGACAAAUUGAGAUUGGUGACCGCCUGCUGGAGGUGGAUGGAGUUAAUCUGUGCGGUAUCACCCACAAGCAGGCUGUUGAAUGCCUCAAGAACUCCCAGCAGGUUGCAAGGCUAGUUUUAGAAAGGAGAGACCAGAGACCAGCAGAGCAGUGUCCAUCUGCUUAUGACAGAAAGAAAGAUGAAUGUGUUGCUGUUUCCUUAGCAACAACCUUGCCUGACAACCCUGAGAGCUGCGCCUUGGUGACAGAUGGUCAAGUCCACAUAGAAGAACAAGAUUUCAGCAAUUAUCCAAAGAAUUUCAGCAAUUAUCCAGAGAAUUUGGAAGAUAACAUAUUUGAGGUCACUCUGAAAAAGAACUCCAGUGGCCUGGGAUUCAGCGUCCUACAGACGGCAAGGGAGAACUCAGAUCAUCUUAGAAGUUAUGCCGUGAGGAUUAAGAGGCUGUUUCCAGGGCAGCCAGCUGAGGAGAAUGGGGAAAUUGCAGUUGGUGAUAUUAUCCUGGCUGUGAAUGGAAAGUCUACAGAAGGCCUCUCUUACCAGGAAGUCCUUCACCUACUUAGAGGCGCUCCUGAAAAUGUUACCUUGCGACUUUGCAGACCUCUUAAAGUUAUACUGCCUGAAAUAGAGCAGGACUUGCUGACAUCAACAUCCUCUCCAGACAAAAAAUUUACCAGGGUUGAAUGCCUUACUCCAGAACACAGGAGCAACUUGAAUCUGGGCAAUAAUGAGAGGGACAGUUCUUUACUGGAAUCAGAGGAAUAUGUGGAUUCUAAGACAAUAUUUUUCCAUAAAACCAUUGAUGAGGAAGAAUGGGACUCUGAUGAAGGUGAAGAGAGACCUUGGGGUACAUUAUUAACUCAUUCAGAUAUUUCCUAUGAGUAUUCAUGGAAUCAUCAUCAAGAAACUACUGUUCCUGAAUUGGUUUCCUCUUUAGAAGAAGAUGUAAGACAAAACUGCUACUCAGUUUCUGAUGUAAGGACACCAGAAAGCCCUGAAAGGAGUGACUUUGAUGAAUUUCACAAGUAUGAUCUACCCGAGUUUCCCUCUCCCAACCCUGUGGAUGAAGAAUAUCUUACUAUAAGUACUACAUCUGCAACUCCACUCUGUCAGGGAGGAUGGUUGGAAGCACCUUCAAGGACCACUCUUUAUCCACCAUUUUGUACUUCUAGAACUCAAUCAGUAUCUUUGCCUAUUGAGGAAUCUGGCAAUAGUGAGAGUGAAUGGGAAGACCUAGAAGAGGUGGUUGAGGCUGUGAAUGACCUAUCCAAGGGGAGUGAAGAAAAUGGGAUCUCCUAUGGUAACACUGAAGUACUCCUGCCUGAUGCUUCUUCUGACCUGAACAUGGUGACUAACCCCAUGGAAGACCUUUCAGUUUUUCUCAGACCAGAGGAUGUGCCUGAAAUAGCCCUUGUGAAAGAUAGUGAUGGGCAGCUUGGAUUGAAGUUAACAGGAAAAUCUGAAGGUGAUGUACAGGGCAUUUAUGUUCUGGAAAUUGUGCCAGGUUCACCAGCUAGCACAGAAGGGAGCCUUCAGCCAAAGGAUCAAAUUCUGUCUAUCUGUGGAGUGUGGAUGGAGGGCAUCAGUGUGGAUAAAGCUUUGCAAGUAUGUGAGGCAGCUGAUCACAUGGUCUACAUCCGAGCAAUGAGAGUUGGCUACCCAGUGAUCCCUCGGGGACAAUAUAUAGCAGAAGACUUGAGGAAACAAGAUUAUGCCCUGCCAUCUAGCACAGUGUAUUCACCAUCCACUGAGGGUCAUCUCAUUGAAGUUGAUUUGGAAAAAAGAGGGACAGGGAGCUUGGGGUUUGCUCUAACAGGUGGCAGAAAUGGCCACUCAUUUCUGAUCAAAGCAAUUUCCCCUGGUAGCAUUGCUGACCUUGAUGGAAGACUUCAGACUGGUGACAUUUUACUGAAGGUGAAUGACAAAUCGGUAUUGGGUCAAACACACAGGGCAGUUAUUGACCUCAUCCGUCAGACUCAGGGAACUGUCAGGCUGACUGUCUGUCGAAGCGCUGAAGUGAAUUCAUCUCAUUCAAGCCAUGGAUACAACACGAUGUUUUCACGCAGGAAAGAUGCAACGCUGCCCGGAAAGGCUCUUGCAGUAGGUGCCACUGUUUCCAGAGGCCGGAAAGCCUGGGAAGCUCUGCCUUCUCCAAGUCAAGACAAGACAACCAGCCCAAUGGGCAAUCAGGUCUUUAAAACUAAAGUUAACUCACGGAAGGUGGAAUUGUGUCUACAGAGUUUCUCACUUAGGAAAGAUUAUGAGGAUCUUCUUGAACAGAGUACAGCUAGGACUGGUUCCAAUGUUUGGAGGAGCUCAUCAAGCUAUAGCUCUGAGAACUGGAACAAUGAAGAUGGGCAGUGUAUUGGAUCAUCCCAUGAUUCAGCUCUGAGGAACCCAGGUUUGAAUAUUGUUUCUGAGGAAGAACUAACUGAAGUAUCUGAGAUUAGGCCAGUUCUACAGAGUUGUCACUUGAUGGCGACCCUCAAACAUCUGAUUGAAGCCAUUGAAAAGCAGAUAGAAGGAAAUGAACCGUUCAUGGAAUUUUUGGCUCUAGAACACAUACAGCCACUUGAUGCCUGCAUCUUGGGAAAUGCUCCACAAAACAGAGAUAAAAACAGAUACCGAGAUAUUGUUCCAUAUGAUGGUACACGAGUUCCACUUGGAGAAAGGCAGGAUUAUAUCAAUGCAAGCUUUAUCCGAAUAUUGAAUUCAGGAGAAGAAUACUUUUACAUAGCAACUCAAGGACCUCUUCCAGGAACCACAGAAGACUUUUGGCAAAUGGUUUGGGAAAAUAAAUCUAAUGUCAUUGCCAUGAUGACCAAAGAAAUAGAGGAUGGAUUCAUCAAAUGCCAUCGUUAUUGGCCCAUUUCUCUGAAUAAUCCUUUGGAGCUUCAAGACUAUGUUAUUGCCUUGGAGAAUUGCCAGAUACUGGAAGCUUUUACAAUUAGAGUAUUUAAAAUGGUUAAAAAGACAGGAUCUGUUCACUUUGUGCAUCAGAUACAAUUCAUUAACUGGCCAGACCAUGGUAUUCCCACAUCGUUUGAGGCUUUCGUGAGGUAUGUUCGCUACAUGAGAAAGAUCCAUGAGACAGGACCCAUCAUUGCACACUGCAGUGCAGGAAUAGGGAGGACUGGGGUCCUCUUGUGUGUGGACGUUGUACUCCGUGCCCUAGAAAAAGACUUUCAGUUUAAUAUCAAGAAUAUUGUGACCCAAAUGAGAGAGCAACGUUUUGGUAUGAUUCAGACCAAGGAGCAGUAUCACUUUUGUUAUGAAAUCGUGGUUUAUGUUCUACGGAAAAUUCUAACCUCUUCAUUCAAUUCUAUCGAAUAAGAGUGGUGAUUCUUGCAUUGCAUCAGAAAGUGACCAAGUGACUUGGUAUCUGUCUCCUCCUCCAUGGACCUUUGCUAGCCUGUGGACACAAUAACAUAUUUUUGUUAGUAUUCAAAUAUCUUGGUAUCUGAAGAUUCUCUGAGGAUGGCAUUAUACAGAUUGAGGAUGAAAUAAUGAUUAUAAAGAAUCAUAUUGCCUCAUAGUGAUUCUUUUCAAUAUUAUCACAAUGCUACCCCUAUCUCAAUGGGACAAUCAUUUCAGAAAGUAACUGUGUAUUGGCUAUUCAGGCAAGAGGAUGACUGGGAACAAUAACAUGUCUUAAACAUUUAGGGUAAUAUUUUAUUCAGGAAGGGCAGGAAAAAGUCACUGGAUUUCCAGAAUUUUAUCAAACACUUGUUUGGGGGUGGGACAGAGAAUUUAAGGUUACAAAACUGCAGGAUAACAACAAUUAUCCCUUGCAGGUGUUCAAAAAGAAUCUUGCUUCUCCUUUUUGGCUAAAGAGCUGGUAUUUCCAGCUGGUUCUUUGAAUAACCCAGUCUAUGAAAGACCCAAGUAGAAUGGAUUUAAUAUAUGUAAGCAAUAUGGACUCCACUUCUAGUUUUCUUUUGCCUGGGAGCUUGAUCAGAUUUCAUGGGGAAGAUGGUAUCUUUGAGGCAAUUGCAUAUAUAUACAGAACAAGAGGAUGUAGGGAAAAUGCAGAGGGUGGUCAGAAGUCUCCCCUUCCACAUGAGUAAAUGGAAGUAAAUAAUCUGAGAUGGAAAUGAGUAUUUCUGUGUAAAAGCCAAGAAGUAACUACUGCCCAACUUGAGUUCUUUCCUAUUUUACCUUAACACUUUAGAGUAUUGCUCAGCCAGUUGUGUUGGUAUCAAACAGAAUUUUUUUUGUUUUGGUUUAUUAUUCCUUGCCCUUUUGCUGACUGAUAACUUUUGAUUUUAAAAUAUCAUUCCACAAUUCUGAAUUAUCCACAAGAUCCUUUAAGCUGUAGAUUUUGUUUUUCUGUCUGGAAUUUGUGAUAUUUUAUUUCCUUCUCUUUUUUCCCUUCCCCUAAAAAACUUGAAAAUUUCAAUUGGUUUUUCUGAUUUUCAGGAAAAAAGUGAUUUUGGAUUGCUGAAAAGACUUAAAUAAAUUUGUUUUUGAAAGAUCUAACUACUAUUACAUUCAGCUUAGAUAGGAAUUUGUGAAUUGAUAAAAAAAAACAGUGAUAUUAUGUAAGGGAGUUUCUGUUCUAUACUGUACACUAUCAUCAAUUAAAAGGAGUUGAUAAACUUCUGUACAUUCAAGUGAUAUUGAUUAGUGAUCAAGGUGACUUAUGCAACAUACUGGGGAAAUGCCUGAAGUCACAGUUAUAGAUCCUGGAUUCUUAAAAGAGGCUUAAUUACUUUCUUUAACUGAAUGUAUACUUGAAUUUGCUGAGAGAAAUAGAUGGUUUUUAGAUUCAUCCCUCCUGCCCCACCCCUCACUGAGUAGUAUCUACCAUGUAUGUAUAUAUGUACUUUACAAUUUUAUGUUAAAUUGAUAAUUUUAUUUCUAUUAUUCUGUUAAGCAGUAGUUAGAAGUGUUUGACCUUAGAUAUUUAGUCACUUUAUUUGAUAGCCCUCUCCAUUUCUUGUAAAAAUAACUGUGCUAUAUGUACUGUACAACAUACUUUUGUAUAGGAUUAUUCAAAUGGACUAUGUAUUGUACAAAAGUUUUUUUUCUUUUUUAUUUAGUUGGGCGCAAGAUUUUUCUUGUGAAGCCAACUUAUGCGAUCGAUUCUGGUGUUCUUUUUGGCAUAUUCAUUCCUUAGUUUCUGUGUACUAUUUUUACAGCUGGAACAAUUUUCAAUUUUCCAGGGAAAUUAAAGUAGCAAAUUUGGAAA